AUGACCAUCACCGAGCUGCUCUGGCCCGUAUUCAAAUCAGACCCCCAGCUCCAAGCCGAAUUCGCCGCCAAAUCGCCCGAGAUCUUCGCCCACUUCGUCGGCGUCGCGGGGUUGAAAGACUUCUUCCGCGGACAGGUCAUCUUCGAUAACGACGUACCAGUUGACAAGAGUAGCUGUCGGGGGGCUUUGAUUCUUGAAUGGGAUGAUGUCUCUUCCAUGCAUGCGUUCUUCCCACACUCUGAGACAUUCCGCUCGUUUAUCAGUCUUGUAAAGCCAUACGUCGCGGGCCCUGAUAUCCCGCAGUUAUUCGAGGCUGUUGUUUCGGCUGUUCCGUGUGCGGAGACGGGUGUUACGCAGGUACUUAAAGUGUCGAAGGGGCCGGGGACAGAAACCGUAUGGAUCCGGCUUCAAGAGGUUAUUGCAGAGCUUUAUGGAAAUGGGAAGCCGCUAUUCGCGUGUGCUAAUGGGGUCGAGAAGGAGGAAAGUGUGUUUUUGGGCAUUGUUGGGUGGCGGAGAGUAGAGGACUAUGAGCGGUCGAGGACAGUCAAGGCCAUCACUGCACUCUUGAGGGAGUUGGGGAGUAGAGGAGAGGUCUUCAACGUCGUGGUACAGCUGGAGCGGAUGGCUGUCUGA
Messenger RNA from Aspergillus versicolor CBS 583.65, 633 nucleotides. RefSeq lists its product as uncharacterized. The record is from RefSeq and is a predicted model, not a curated record. The coding region runs from base 1 to 633 and encodes 210 amino acids. Lineage: Eukaryota; Fungi; Ascomycota; Eurotiomycetes; Eurotiales; Aspergillaceae. The transcript is spliced from 2 exons.